Drosophila subpulchrella is the source of this 2546-nucleotide messenger RNA. It is a transcript of the gene Plap, whose product is annotated as phospholipase A-2-activating protein. The transcript has 4 exons. Gene Ontology annotation, cellular component: nucleus; cytoplasm. Gene Ontology annotation, molecular function: ubiquitin binding. Lineage: Eukaryota; Metazoa; Arthropoda; Insecta; Diptera; Drosophilidae. Gene Ontology annotation, biological process: proteasome-mediated ubiquitin-dependent protein catabolic process; ubiquitin recycling. Bases 101 to 2467 code for a protein of 788 amino acids. The record is from RefSeq and is a predicted model, not a curated record.
CAGCGAAUGGCAAAUUCGCUCGACAGCCGGCGAAACAAAGUAACACGGAGAUUCGGGAUUCAGGAUAAUCAGAAAAGCAUUGCACAUACAGACAACAGACAUGGAGCCAUCGUUGAACAACUAUAAGCUGAGCUGCGAGCUCCUGGGUCACAGCCUGGAUGUGCGGGCAGUGGCGGUGGGCGGUGCCACUCCGGAAGGCGGCCAGGUUAUUCUGUCCGGUUCAAGGGACAAGAGCACCAAGCUCUGGAAGCCCACUGGAAAUGAGUACUUGGAGAGCCUGACCCUGCAGGAUCACAAGAACUUCAUCUCGUACAUCUACUACCUGGAGUCGGAGCAGUGGAUCUGCACGGCCAGCAACGAUGCCACCAUCUGCAUUUACAAGCAGGAUGGCUUUGUGCCUUUGCUCACCCUCAAGGGUCACGGGUCCACGGUGUGUACCCUUGCGGAAGGAUUGACGCCUCGCAGCCUCAUCAGCGGCAGUUGGGACAAAACGGCUCGGGUGUGGAGCAUCAGCGAGGCGGGUGAUGUGACAUUCAUUGCCUUAGAGGGUCACGAGGCGGCCGUUUGGGCAGUGGCCACCUUGAAGGAGCAGGGAAAGUAUGUGACCGGUGGAGCCGACAAGAACAUCUACUUUUGGAACGCGAAGGGCGAGAAGUUGCGCCUGCUCAAGGGACACACGGAUUGCGUGCGGGGCCUUAUCGGCCUGGAGGCCAACACUCUGCUAUCCUGCGGCAACGAUGGUGUCCUACGGUUUUGGAACGAGGAUGGCGAAUGCGUUCGCCAGUUGAGCGGACACACCAACUACAUCUAUUCGAUGGACAGGAAUCAAGCUCUGGGCGAUCAAGUGGUGGUCUCCUGCGGUGAGGACAGCACGUUACGCAUGUGGAAUGUGAUCACCGGCGAUGAACUGGGUGAUCCCAUCAUUCAUCCCGCCAUUUCGGUGUGGUCUGUAGCCUGUCUGAACAACGGCGACAUAGUCACCGGUUGCAGCGAUGGCGUGGUGAGGGUAUUCAGCCAGGAUCCGGCCCGGCAAGCCAGCGAAGGAAUCCUGAAAGCCUUUGAUUUAGCUGUGGCCACCAGGAAGUCGCAGAUGAACGAAGAGAUUGGAGGUGUCAAGAAAACAGACCUUCCAGGUCCCGAGGCCCUGUUGGCCAAUGGAACCCGGGAGGGGCAAACGAAGAUGGUGCGUCAUCCUGAUGGUUCCGUAAAGUGCUACAGCUGGGAGCUGGGCAAUUGGAAUCUGGUUGGUGAUGUAACUGGUGCCUCCGGAGGGACGCAGGCGAGCUCCGGCAAGAAACUGCAUGAGGGCAAGGAGUACGACUAUGUGUUCAACGUGGACAUCUCCGACACGGAGCCACCAAUCAAGUUGCCCUACAAUCGAGGCGAGGAUCCCUGGCAGGCAGCCCAGACUUUUAUCCAUCGCAACAACCUGCCGCAGGCCUACCUCGAUCAGGUGGCCAACUUUAUAGUGAAGAACUCGCAAAGUGCGCCCGUGGCGAUGGAGCAAGCGCCAACUGGCUAUCAGGAUCCCUUCACUGGCGGCUCUCGCUAUGUUCCUGGGUCGAGCAACACCAAUGUGAGGAGUGGCGGCAAUGUGGACCCCUUUACAGGCGCAUCAAGUUACUCAACAGCAAGUAGCAACACCCAAUCGCAGGUGGAUGUGAACUUUGUGCGACCCGGUGACAAGCACUUUCCCGUGAGCAGCUACCGCACAUUCGACACUUGUGAUGCGAAGAAGGUUCUGGAGAAGAUGAAGGAGUUCAAUAACAAGCUAACGCCUGCCGAUGGUCGAGUUGGAGACGAAGUCUUGCUGGCUGUAAUCAAACUAACCGAGCAAACACCGGAACUUGAUCUGACCUCUCUGGAAGCUCUGAUUAUCCUGCUGAAGUGGCCAGCGGCCAUGCUCUUUCCCGUGCUGGACAUUCUCCGCCUGGCCGUGCGGAAUGAGCCUAUAUUUACUGUCCUUAAUAAUAGCCACAAUUUCCUGGGGAUCGUGAUCCCCCAAUUGACUGGUUCAGCGGCCAAUCAGCUAAUGGUAGUCCGUUGCCUGGCCAAUAGCUUGAGUCACGCUACCGGUCGGCAGCAGGUGGAGUCCCAUUUGCCGGAGAUCAUCGAACUUGUGGGAGCCAUCAAGUCGGGCAGUGCCAACCUGCAGAUUGCAGUGGCCACCUUCUAUUUAAACAUUACAAUCGCCCAGACUGUGAACGUGACCAAGUCGGAGGUAUGUCAUAUGGUUACCUCCGGUGUGGUGGAGCUGCUCAAGUGGGCCAAGGAUCUGGAGGCAUGCUACCGUUCCAUGCAGGCCAUCGGCAACCUGACCACCACUUCCUGCGGGCAGGAGACCAUCGCCCAGGUGGUGUCCGUGGACUACGUGAUGGACAAGCUGAGGGAGCUGACCAACACCCCGCAGGGCGAGAACUUCAGCAAGGUGAACUCGGCGGGCCAGGCCCUGUUGGCUGCGUUCUAGGAUCUCUGUCCGAAUCAUUCUAAAUUAUACAUAUAUAUUGGAGAACGUUUUUUUCUAAAUACACCAUAUACAACGCUAA